AUGUCAAAUAUUAUGAACUCCAAUUCACGCAUGAAUCACCGUAUAGCUCCAGCAGCGGGCGGUCCUAUCACCAUUCAAGUGGGAGAACGGCGAUUCAUCACCACAAAGAAUACGAUGACAGGAGAGAGCCAUUUUUUCGCGGCACUAAUGUCAGGGCGCUGGGAUAGUAACAAGCAAGCAGAUGGCUCUUAUUUGAUCGAUGCGGAUCCCGACCUCUUCGAACAUAUCCUGCGGUAUCUUCGACGAAGUGUGCUUCCUAUUUUCUACCAUCCCGAAAAAGGUCACGACCACAUUCUAUAUCUCGCACUUCUAGGAGAAGCAAGAUAUUUCCAGAUUGCACAAUUAGAGAAUUGGUUAAAGAACAAGAGAUAUCUCCAUGCAGUACGUGUUCAGUGUUCCGUAGAAGAGUUGGACGAUUUCUGGUCGGAAACUCUAUGGACAGAUGAAAAUGCAGUGUAUUAUCCGCGUUGGGAUACAGAAGAAGUUUAUAUAUGUCCUCGGGAAACUGAUGUCCACAGGGGUGACAAAAGUGCGUGUGGAAGGCAGUGUGAGAUAGUGCGUGGUGAUUCGGGGUACAAAUACGAGGAUGAGCCAAUUUUGAAGACAUUGGUGAUUCGAAAAAAACUUGUUGUCGAUCAGGAGGCUUGUCUGGAGAGGUUGGGUGAAGAUUGA
Molecule: messenger RNA, 672 nt
Organism: Botrytis byssoidea
Lineage: Eukaryota; Fungi; Ascomycota; Leotiomycetes; Helotiales; Sclerotiniaceae
Exons: 1
Coding region: 1-672 (223 amino acids)
Biological process (GO): protein homooligomerization
Molecular function (GO): protein binding
Source: RefSeq, a predicted model, not a curated record